Molecule: messenger RNA, 1056 nt
Organism: Linum trigynum
Lineage: Eukaryota; Viridiplantae; Streptophyta; Magnoliopsida; Malpighiales; Linaceae
Source: the annotation of a GenBank genome assembly
CGGACUAAUCUAGAGUUCCGAACUAAUCCGGUCCAAUCAUUAACCCUUCACUCGCUCGACCGGACCCAAAACCGGAUGACAACCUUUCUCUCUUGCCGUUUCCUUCCAAAAUUUCUCCUAUUCAUCUUCCUCGCUCAGAAAAACAGAUAUCUCUGUGCUUGGAUUCCUUCACUCCAAAAUCGUCGGAGGUUUUUUUUUUUUAAUCUCUAGCAGUCGCACUAGUAGAGAGUAAUCAAAAAAUCAUCUUCCCACCAAAAGAAUGGCGAUUUCUUCCAUCUCUGCUUCGUCGGCAAUCACAUCUUCUUUCGGAACCCCUAAUUCCGUCAGCUAUCAUUCCUACUCUUCCAAGCUAUCUUCAUUUUCCUCCGCGACACAGCUUCCGUUCCAGCUGAAACCUAACUGGCUCUCCAAUUCACGGAUUUCGUCCACCACCGGACCUUCUCGAAUCCUACCUAAGGUUUCUGCGAAGAAGGAAAGCUUUGCCAACUUGGAUGAGCUGCUGCAGAAGUCAGACAAGCCCGUACUGGUCGAUUUUUACGCAACCUGGUGUGGACCGUGUCAAUUCAUGGUGCCAAUUCUGGAGGAAGUGAGCAUCAUCAUGAACGACACAGUCCAGGUGGUGAAAAUCGAUACCGAAAAGUACACUGCCAUUGCUAACCAAUACGACAUCCAGGCAUUGCCCACUUUCAUCCUGUUCAAAGACGGGAAGCCUAUUGAUCGCUUUGAAGGUGCAUUGCCCAGAGACCAACUCAUCCAACGCAUAGAAAGCUCUCUCAGCGUCCAGCAAUCAAAAUCAUAAGCUUCUUCCUCCUUUCUAGUCCACACAUUUCAUGAAAGCUCGGAGAUUUCCAGGAGAAAAAAGCAAAGCUUCAUUGUCAUCCUUCCAUCCCUUCUUUUCCCCCCAUAGAUUGUAGAUCACCAUGAAAGCCAGAAAGGCUCUGUAAUUGCUUAUCGAUCGUUUCCUAAUGAAACUAUUGGCCUCUUGAAGCUUAGUUUUAGUGUUCAUUCUCAUACUUUUACCAUACGAUGGGAGUUUAAUAAGCUAAAGAAGUAUCG